This is a messenger RNA of Pistacia vera, 1480 nucleotides long. RefSeq names its product repressor of RNA polymerase III transcription MAF1 homolog. Gene Ontology annotation, molecular function: RNA polymerase III core binding. The coding region runs from base 222 to 896 and encodes 224 amino acids. The record is from RefSeq and is a predicted model, not a curated record. Gene Ontology annotation, biological process: negative regulation of transcription by RNA polymerase III. Gene Ontology annotation, cellular component: nucleus. The transcript has 11 exons. NCBI's taxonomy places the organism in Eukaryota, Viridiplantae, Streptophyta, Magnoliopsida, Sapindales, Anacardiaceae.
UUAAUCCCCGUUCAGACAGUACCAAUUCGAAUAUUCGAAUUUAGGGUUCCUCAGAUUUCAUUUUCAAAUCAACGCUAUAAAUCGAUUUAAAAUCACCGAAUCAACGCUAUCGAACUCGAAACUCUUCAAUUCCAAUUCCUAUUCAAGCAUAUAGCGUGUGUUCGCAGCGCAUUUUCUUUUGUUUUUAUUGGAAUUGCUGUAUUUUUUUUAAUAGGCGUAUCAUGAAGUUCUUAGAGUACACGCCUCUUGACCGGAUAAAUGAUUUCUUGAAUCAUUUGAAUCUCGGAGAACGUACUAUCAAAGGAAAUCUUGAAGCAUACUCUUGCAAGCAUACGGGAACAGAUAAGAGGCUAUCUCUCAGCUUGGAGCACGAGAUCCUUGAUUAUCUUGGCAAAUCAUCAGACACUGACUCCUCUUCACCAGCAGAAUACCUGUUGAGCAGAUCCAGCCGGAAGACAUUGAUCUACUUGGUUCUUACACUCAGUCACAUGUAUCCGGAUUUCGACUUCAGUGCAGUGAAAGCUCACCAGUUCUUCACAGAGGAAAGCUGGGACAUUUUUAAGCAGAUUUUUGAGACUUACAUGUUUGAAGCUUCAAAGGAAUGGGCUGAGGCGGAUAGUGGCUGUUCCCUGCUAGAAACAUUAUACAAGGCUCUGGAUGAGGUUGUAAGACUACCUGAGUGCGAAAUUUACAGUUACAAUCCAGAUUCUGAUGCAGACCCAUUUCUUGAGAAAGGAGCGAUAUGGUCCUUCAGUUUCUUUUUCUACAAUAGAAAACUAAAGCGAGUUGUGAGCUUCCGUUUUUCUUGCUUGAGUAAUUUAGUGUCGGAUGGAUUUGUUAUGGAUGAGUUCUGUCACGAGGAAGAUGGAGAAAUUUUUUAUGACAUGGACAUCUGACCAGUGACUGACAUUUGUUCUAGUAUGAUGUUUAUAUGUAAAGACCAUUGACUUCCAUGUAAGUUGCGUUAACUCGUAGUGCCAUAUUCUCGUUGGCGAGGGCGUAGGAUUAGCUUCUCUGCUUUUUCUGUGCAUAUGCUCUCCUCCUAGUUAGGAAUGCUGCUGUCAAUAAAAAUGUAGUAGUCAUUUUGUGUAUGUCUGUAACUUGCCUCAAGACAAAAAUAAAAAAAUCAUGUAUAAUUUUGAUGGAGACUUGGAAGUGGAUAGGAUUUUCCUAAGUACAAACUCUAAAUCGAGGAGUAAGGACUGGUUUUGCUUGUUCACUUGAGCUUUAAAAUUGACGAUUAGUCGAAACUCUUUUAGGAUAUAAAUGAUAUUCUAUAUCCCAAAAGUUGUAUAAACUUAGUUUCUGCUAAGAAUUUGUAUAUACAAUUUUACUUCAUUUAUGUAGGAGCAAGAUUACACAUACCGAUUUCGCUGACUAGCUCCCCAUCCUGUCUGACAUGAUGUGGUCGGUAUGGGGACUUCUCAUGUUGUACUCGACGUCAGUUGGAUGGGGGAGUCAGGUCUGCAAAAUGGGUAAG